AUGAGGAGCGCGAAGGGCGCCGGCCCUUCCGCGCAGAGCGGGACUGCGUGUCCGUCAUCGAUUCCCCCUUCAGUAGCCCCGUUCUUUGCUUCCUGUUCACCUCGCUUUGCGAAGCAACUGACAGACAUCAGCCGCCGUCUUUCUCUGCCUCUUUCCACUCUUCAAGUUGAAGCGAUUCACCGGCUCCUGGCGCUGGCCCUCGAGAAGGAAAACCAGGCGUUCCCUGCGCAUCUCCAGGCUUCCGUCGCCCUGCUUUUCCACACUCUGCGUUCCCCCUGGCAGUUGGCUGACUCGCUCUCGCCCGGUUUAUGUACACCCCAAGAGGCUAACUGGGGAGGCGUUUCUGGAGCCAGCAGAGCCCCUUACCUCCAGCAAGCUGCAUUUCUGCCGUCUGUCGAUGCAGCGGUGGCUCUUGCGGGCUCUUCCGUCUCUAUUUUCUCAUCGUCCCUGUCCUUUCCAAACACCUCUCGAUGUGACGCAGUUUUCGACGCUUUCCCACCUCUCAUAGGCGCGCUCAUCCACCCUGGGGUGGCCCUCGCCUCCGUUCGCGCCAGCGUUGCCGCUGUGAGGGCUGCGGCGCUCAGCGCCCUCGUCCAGCUCGUGUCUUCCGGCCUCCUUGAGCUCCAUCGUGUCACUGAUGAGAUUCUUGCGAGCGCCGCUGCUCUGGAGCGGGCAAAGGAUCCGAGCGCUGAGCCUCCCAAAUCGUCGGAUUUUUUGAUUCGAGUCGAUUUGGCUUCAGUUCUCCCCGAAGGCCUGCAGCGGCUGUUCUUCUCCUCGCUCCUGCAGGCGGCCCUCACGGGCCGCCUCGCGGUUCUCCGCUGCUCGGCAGCCUCGUCUGCGGAGCACGUGCCUCCGCUGCACUCUGCUCUCUCUGCGACCAGGCGAGGGAAGACCGGAGAGUGCGAGGUCUUUCCUCCGUCGUGUGCGGUUCUCUCCAACUCCGCGAGUCUCCUCUCGAAGGCGCUCCAGCGUCUCGCCGCCUUCGACGGCCGCGUUGUUCUCUCCAUUCUCGAGCCUCUCGGCGAUGUUCUUCUCGCGUGCUGCUCUGCUUCGGAGGCUACACAAACUGCCACCGCAACCGAACCGCCGGUUUCCCCCGUUUCUUUCUCCGCCUCGUCUGCUGACGUCUCCCACACACAAUGCCUUGAGGGAAGCUCGAAAGUCGAGACAGACGAAAAGAUCAAACCGAGCCACGCAGGUCAGCGGUCUGCCUCGCGUCGAGGUCUGCCGCCGCGACAAGAACACGAGGCCCUCGUCGACAAAAAUGCCGCUCUGUCUUGCAAUGCCCUGGCGCAAGUGCUCGAGUUCUCUUCGAAAUCCUUUCGGCACGACGUCCUCGUCCAUUUGGCUCUUCCCCUCCUGCGGGACGCCCUGCGGGCAUGUGGGGCGCCAGAGUCGCGGUCGCGGGCCCUCGCCGUCGAGCGUCUCUUGGCGGCAGCUGCGGCGUGCGUCGAGGCCGAGGAAAGAAGGCGAACGCAUGCACGGCCUGGCCCAGCAGCUUUCGCCUGCCUGCCGACUGUAAAAGUAGCGAGCAACGGGCGCCCCUUGGCGUACCAGCAGCAGAGCGAAGGUUUGCUGGAGGACCACGCCCCGCAGGAGGAGACCAGCGGGAAGGAAACAGCUGAAACGGAAGGAAGACACCAAGCACACACAAACGAAAGAGACGGAAAAGGUGGAGACGCGGGUCGAAGGCGAUGUUCAGCGCGGACAGAAAGCGGCUCGGAGGACACUGGAGACGGGGAAGACCGGACGGUGGGGCUUUUACUUCGAUUUGUGUUUCAACAGCUGCACACCAUUGACCAGCUUUCGGGGUUCCUCACAUGCUGGGACGCCGCGCACCGGGUUCUCAAGUCGAGGUGUAGGUACACUCCGAGCGACGACGUGGUGGGCGACCUCAGCAGUCAACUGACGUUUGCACUUCUUCACCGCGCAUGUCUCGAGCGUCAGAGUGGGCGAGAUGCGACGCUCAUUCUGCGUCGUAUCGCCGGUCUGGCUGAAGAAGAAGCGAGACGGGAGACGGCGAAGAAGAGCCGCGGGGCUGCGCAUGUGGAAAGCAGCGGCGAUCGAGAUGCGCACCGAGGAGGGUCGCGAAGUGGCGCUCGAGCGGGAACGGAAGGCGUCUGGAGCGUGCGGCUUCUCGCGUUUUCCCUCGGCUGGCUCCUCUGGCAGUUUCCCAGCGAAGAAGAACUUCAGCCGCUUCUGCAUGCAUGCGCCCAUCUCCUCGAGCUCCUCGCCUCGCUCACUGAAGCCCCAGACACGGAGGCAGGAGGCCCUCGAGAGGCUCAAACGGCGAUGAACCUGAGUUUGUUCUCUUCGCAUCUCGCGCUCCUCGUUCCCCUCCUGAGUCUCCAGCAAACCUGUCCGGCGGACAGUUCGCAUCUUCGUCGCAUCGCGUCUCUGGUCGACGCGGCGACUCGCGCGGCCCACGCGUGUCUUCAAGGUGGAGCCCAUGCCCUUCUCAGCCCCCACACAGAUGAGGCAUUCCCAUUCGAAGCGGACCAGAAGCACGUGAACAGCGACAGAUUUUCGGCGGACCCCGACGGGCUGCCGGCUCGCCUCGGGCAAGCUGCAGGCGGGCACCUCGUGGCCUGGCUUUCUGCCACUCUGUGGCUUCACCAGGCCGUCGACAGACCUCUGGUCGAACUCGCCACGCACGCUGGGUAUCUCCGACGCGAGUCUUCACCUUCUCCGUCUUGUUCGGCUUCGCCUGCUGCUCAUUCGGUUUCGUCGGACGGCGGAGAAGCGGCCAAGUAUUUGCUGCCUCUCCAGGGUGGUUCUGCCUCAAGCGGAAGUUUCUUUUCCACGAGUCUGUCGCCUCUGGUGUUUUCGCGCGACCACGGCCUCGUCUCGUUUCUUCUCUCCAUUCUCCUGCUCUCCGAAUUCCCCCAACACAGAGCCCAUGCAUGCAAGAGCCUGCUGGCCACGCUCCAGGCGCAGCCCUUGGAGGCGCAGCGGGCCUUGCCGAUCUUGCACUUUGCCGCAUCGCAUCUCCCCGCGCUUCCUCUCCUCGCCGCCCUCAGAUCCCGCGCGUUCGCCGCGCUCGGAGACACUCCAGAGAGUCAAAAUACCGAGAGAACAGACCCCACGAUGACGGUGGCGGGUAGCAAGGAGACGGCCAAGACGUGGAGUCGCGCGGCGGGCGCUCUCGGAGGGCCAGAGGAAGAGAGACAGCAGAAGGGCGGCGAGUCAGAGCUUUCGAGCGAGCGGCUUCACGGGGCUAGCCUGCAACGUGAAGCAGACGCUCUCUGCUCGUCGCUGUGUUCGUGUGCAGCCGUCUCUCCUUCCCGCUUCUUCCAUUUUCUUGGCGCGGCGGCUCGAACCCACUGGGGUGCAAACGACGAAGGAAAAGGCGGCGAGGGCGACCCAGAGAGAUCGGGGAUGUUCUCGGGCUUUGCAGAGGCGGGUAGAGAUACACAGGCGAGAUGCAGUCGAUCUGAAGCAGAGGGACGAACCGAGGUUCUGGUGUCUCUCUGGCGAGUCCAGCAGGUCGCGGUCGUUGCGCUGAUCGGUCACGUCCUCGCCGCUCUUCCCGUCGACAAAUAUCUCGUUCCUCCUGCCUACCGAGCUCUCCUUGAUAUCUCCGGAUACAGCGGACUUCCGCCCGCAUCGACUGAGGUUGCUUCUUCCUCUGCGUGUUCUCUCCCUUGUGGAAACGCGUCGGUUUCCCGUCAGAGCUGUCCCCCCUCCUUGGCGCUGUGGGCUCCUCUAGAUCCUUCUCGCUUCACCCCUGCUCUCCGAGCCUGCCUUCUCCAUCCGCUUCUUACUCGGCUCUUUCUCCUCGGAGACCUGUCGCCCUCAAAACUCCUGUCUCCUUCCGAGGCGUGUGCGAGCUUUCCUCUGUUCACGUUUUGCUGCUCUGCGCCUUCUCUGGCUCCGUUGUCUCCGCCGUCUCCUCUGUCUUCUCUGUCUUCUCUGUCGCGCGGGGGCGCGGCGUCUGUAGACCGUGGCCAGCUAGCUGUGUGCCGAGCGAUGCUGCAGGCUGUGCAAGACAUCGCGCGCGGCAGCUCCGGCUUCGCGUGCACCGGCACCGCGGCGCCUCUGCUCCAGCAUGCGUUGCCGCAGAUUCAACUGGCUCUCGAGGCUGAAAGUGUGUCGCUGCGAGCCCAAGCGGUCGACCUGCUUUCUCUCUUUUGCCUCGCUGGCGUGCUGUGUCCAGGCAAAGUGAAGCGUAUUCUCGAAAAGAAAAACCUCUUGAAUGUUUUCCAACAACCGCCAGAAAUCACCCGCGCAGUCGCCGCGUUCCUGCGGUCCUACAUCGACUGCCUCCUCCACGCCUCCCGCAGCGACGCAGACUCUUCCUCUUCCGUCUCUUCCUCUUGUGUCGCGUCUGGCCCGCUUUCCGCCGAGGAGGAAGCGAAGCUGCUGGAGGCCUUGGGGCUCAUGGAGGAGAUUUGCCAGCUGGGUGCGUGCGCACGGGCGCGGAGUCUGGCCUUCCUGGGGGCGAGUCCCUUGGUGCUCGUUCUGUACGAUGCAGAGGGACAGCCCGCCGUUCCUGCGGGCGAAGAAGCCGCUCUCCCGACUGCGUUAUCGCCGUUCGCGGAGUCGCAGGCGCGGAGCCUCGAAGGGGGAUCUUUUCGCCGGUCGGAGAGCUGGAGACACGCCGCACAGCAAGGCGACUCGGGGCGCCUGUCGGACGCAAGUCGCGCGGCUCUUGCGGCCCGCGAGCCGGAGAAGACAUCUUCGCUCCCUCUGGCCACUUGCCGCUUCCUCACAUCUGCGGGUCUCGCGUCGCUCUUUCUCCUGCCUCUCUCGCUCCCCUCGGUGCGCGGGGCGGCACGCGCGCUCGCCGCAGCGAUGCGGAAGGAGCGGAGCCUUCUGGGCCGCCGAAGAGGAGAGGGCGCGGCUCAGACAGGCAGAAGCAAGUGCCUGCAAAAGAUCCUGCGACUGCUCCACGAGAAGCGCGGUCGGGCCAGCGGCCAGAAAGCGAGUUCCCACGCGGUGGCCAGCAGAGGUGCGCACCCCGAGGCCGCGGAGCAGAUGGACAGCGGGGGAGGACAGACACGCAGCGACCGGGAGGAAGGAGAACCCGCAGGAAGAGGAGGGAAUAUCGAUGGAGAGACCGCGGUCGUCUCCAUGGUGCUCCUCGAAGAACACAAAGCCGAUCCUCAACGGAAGAAAGGCAAUGGCGCAGCCGCUGAGCGCCUGUUGGCCGACCGCCGACGCGCCGCCUUCCUCUCGCAGAUCAAGGCCGCGGCCUCGGCCAAUCGUCUCCAGCAUCCGCUCCUGCUGCCGCUCUUCCCGCGGAUGUGGCAGGAACUCCUGAUUGAAUACUUGGAUUCUCUUCCGAGCAGCGAGACGCGUUUGGUUUUUUCGAGUGACGGACGGCUAAUUGGGCGCGGGAAGAACCGCGCAGGUGUCGACCGCGAGCUCGAGCAGCUUUUCGAGGCGAUUGCGCCGUGCCUUUUGAAUUCUUCCGCGAAAGUGACGCAGCAACGGCCGCCGCAGUUCUCCGCCUUCACUUCGUUUCUUGCUUCCCUCGCUCUUGUCCACCCUCCCUUGGCGCCGCGAGCUGUACAGACACUCCAGCGGUGCCUUUUUGUCGAUGCAGUGGAAGACACCCGAGAGAUACCUGACUGGAUCGUCGCGGGGUGCCUCGUCGCGCUCUCGACUCUCCAUGGAGCCUCGAUAACUGUCCCCGACUUUUUCCCGAUCUGCUGCUUCCUUCUUCGUUCGUCUUCCUCCGCGGCGACUCAGGGGACAGUCUACAUCGCCGCUGCUGCGCAUGCGAGGGCGCAGCCGACCAACAAGUCUGAGCUCUUUCGUCUCCUGCGGCUGUACGUACACCUGGGGAGUCACGCGAGCUGCGAAAGGGGCGAGGCCGCAGCGCGGAGUCGCAUCCGAGCGUUGAAGGCGCAGGCCAGACGGCGCGCUGGGGACGCAGAAGAUCCUGGGCAGGAUCCAGAAGAGAGCCCGCGAGACGAACACCCCAACAUGCUUGUCGAUGUUUCGGCAGAAGACGUUUCUGAAGCAAACGCGUUGGAGGAAUUAGAAGCUGCAAUCUGGAGACUCCCUUUGGAGACACUCCCUGCUGGCUGGUUCGUCGGCCUGGCGUGCGUGGCCCGAGUUCUUGCCGAGAACGUCCCGGACCCGACAGUCUUCUUCUCCUUUCUCCACAGCGUCGUGCUGAGGCUGGCCGCCGCCUUCUUUGGCAGGCCGCACAGGACAGGAGCCCCUCGAAACGAAACGGCAAAACAGACACGUCCGCCGGCACAUACACUGCACGCUGGUCCGGCUGUUUCGUCUUCUUCGGCCGCGCCUGACACGCCGGUGUCUGUUGCGCUGGUGCCUCUGUCGACGCUGCUGCCUGCGCUUCUGGAGUGCGGAGUUCUGGAUCUCAACCAAGUCUGCAGUUUCCUUUCUUCCCUCGUUUCGUUGCUUGCGGCUUCUCCCCCGGACGUCGCUGCCCCGGCCGUCUGCUGGUUCGCCGUCGCGCACCUGAUUCGCUCCCUCGCGGAUUUCUUGGCUUCUCGCCUGCGCAGCGCCUCGCCCGUGUCUUCGUUCGAUUCUGCCUCGUUCUCGCCUCUCUCUUCCUUCCACGCCGUCCGGCGUGCUUCCUCCGCAGCACUCCUCGCGCGAAUCGGCGAUUCCUUGCUUCGCCUCCACGACUUGCUGCUCGCGUGGUUCGUCUCGCCCAGCUCUCUGGCCGACCGCGCCAUGCGCGCACUCGCCGUCGCCGCCCUCGCGGGUGUACCUACACUGCUGCAGAGCCCCGGGAGGGCCAGUGACCAGCCUCGCGACUUCGACCUCUCGACUGCGAACUGGAAGUCUGUUCCGGCGGUCGACGUGUUUCUCCGGCGCGCGCUGGCGCGGCUGCAGAGCGCGGCAGAGAGUGUGCAGGCGUCGAGCGAGGAGUGCGCACAGUUCGAGACGGCGACGCGUGAACGGUUUGCGUUCGAGGACGUGGACGCGCGCCCCGGGGUCGUGGCCGAGGACGGAGAAGCUGAAGACGCGGCCGACGACGGGUGGGGCAGCGAGCAGGCGAUUCCGGGCGCAGUUGCGCAGUUUCUUGACCAGCUCGAGACUCCGGCUACGCCCCUCGUUCGGAUAAAGAACGCGAGCGAGAAGACGAGUCCGCGCACGGCAGAUCCAGAGGGAACGUUGGUGCUGUGUCAGCUGUACUUACAGCUCAGGGCGUCGCUUCGGGGCGGCCUUCGCGGCCCGAGUGCGCGCCUCGUUCUCCCAGAGCAUUCUCUCCUGCGGUUCGUAUUCGACGAGAUUUUCCGUGCAGCUCGCGCAGCGCGUCUGCCGCGCUUCCACGCUCCGCGGGAAAGUUCGAGAGACCCGGACGCGGAGCCUGCGGGGCGCUUGAGAAGGUCUGAAUCGCUCGCGUCUGCUUCCGGAGCCGUCAUCUGUCCUCCGCAAACGCGCACAGACCACCUGCAGCUCGCCCACCUCGUCGCGCUCCUCGAGGCCCUCGGGGCAGUGCGGCCGCCGCUCCCCGACUGGGGCAUGCACGGCCCGCUCGCCCGCCUCUGGUGGAUGGCAGUCGCGCGCCUGGAAGAGCUCCAAAGGCCUCGAGAGCCAGGAAAGAGAGGAGACCAUCGAGCACCUGCGCGCUCACAGAGUCCACCCCGGCCUGGCUCCCCCAGCGACAGGUGUAGUGAGGAGACAGGCGUUGCGUGUCUGAGGAAAACGCGAGAGGCACGCGAAUCAAGCGACGAAGCAGAACGAGAGGGAAGACUUCGGGGUGUCCGCGCGGAUGCGAGACACCGCGACGAGGAGAUCGAAGCGCUCUGCGCUUUGCAGAUCGCCCUCCUGCGCGUCUCCGGCGCUCACGCGUGCAACGCGCCGCUCCUCGCGCAGGCGUGUAGCUCCUGGGCCUUCGCGACGUUUCUGGCGGAAGAGGCGCCGGAAGGCGAUCGCGAGCACGAAGGCGUGGAGCCGAAAGAAAAACGGACAGAACGAGAGGAAGACUCCUCGCGGGGAGAAGAGCCGUGGUACGAUGCACCGCACAGGCUUGGACGCAGGCCAGAAGCGCCAGAGCGACGUUGGGAGUUGUCAAGAGGACCUGCGUCUUCGCCGUUGCCUUCGCCAUUUUCUUCGCCUGCUUCUUCGCAGAAAAAGUCUCCUCUGUCUCGCGCCGUCAAGUUUGUCUUCUUGGCAGAGCUCCCAGCACUUUUCCAGGCCUUGCCGAGAAACGAGGCGAUCUGUCUCCUCGCCCACAUCUUCACACGCGGCCUCGAGGCGCCCCACCGGGCGCCAAAGUUGUGGGGCGCGGCCCUCUUUGCCCUAAAACGCGUCCUGCUCGCGUUUUUGGAGAGCAGAGACGCCGCGACCUCGCCUCUCGGCGAAGGAAAAGAGGCCCGCUCCCCGCUGUCUCUCCACACAGAGGAGGAGCUGGACGAGACUCUGCGCCAAAUUGAGCAACUCCUCGGGCAGUGGCUGUUGCCUGCCUUGCUCGCCCCGGCCUCUGCUGUCGCUUCCAGUGCGGAACGCGAAGCGGAGGCGCGCCCAGGGGAACCCGCAGCAAGCCCUCGCACUGUACAGACACCCGACGGCGAGGGCACGGAACGAGCCAUCGGGAAGCGAGGACUGGGAGCGCGAGAGGGGCGCGUUUUGGCGCCGUUCGCCGUCCUCGCUCACCUGGCCGAGGCGCUGGAGGUUCUCCUCGUUGUCAAGAGAGGCAGGAAAAAGACAGGAAAACCUGUGGAGGCAAAAGGCUCGCACGACGCGUCCGAGACGGACACCCUCGAGGGAGUCGCGCACCUCCCUGCUCUCGUUCUUGGAUACCUCGUUCUCAAAAAGGUCGUCCCUACUUGGCACUUGCAAGGCCUGCGAGAUCGGCUUCUUCUCCCACCGCAAACUCCUUCGCUUUCUGCUUCGCCUGCCGGCAGGGGAAGGACGGGAAAAGCUCUUCCGGGGGAGGGCGAGGCUCUGAACGCGCCGCUUUGCUCGCGCAGAACCUUUUGCCGGGGAGUCUUCGACCGAGAGCUAGUUUCCUUCGCCUUCGUCGCGUCGCUCCUGCCGUGGCCCGAGCAGCUGGAAAUCCUUCACGGCAUCGUCUGUAGCGUCAGCGUCCACCAGGUGUCUAUACACCACGCGGUGAACCUGCUCGUCGCCUUUGCGUUGUACGCGACUGCCCCGCACCUCGCCGUCUUGCUCCUCGAUCCGUUUCUCCGUGACGGCGCGAGCGAGGAAUCGCGAGCCUUCUCUGCCGGUGGCUUCCCGAGCGAACACGGGGGGGAAAGAGGGAGACAGACUGCAAGGGCGUCACCUCGGAGCCGACCUCGCGUGUACCCUGCCACUGGACAUGAAGCUGACGAAGAGCUCUCUCGAGAGACGAAACUCCGAGAACCCGAGUGUCUGUACACUUCCGUCACGGGCAUCCGAUGGUUAAUGGAUGAGCGCAUAGCGGAGAGAGACCUAGCCGACGCAGCGGCAUGUUCUGACCUCUCCGAAUCGUCUCCUGGCCCACAACGUCCUGCCUAUUCCUCGCCGUUCGUCCCUUUUUCCUGCUCGUCCUGUUUGUCUUCUUGCUCCGUUUCGGCAUCGUCGUGCUUCAAUUGGGAGGGGGAGGAGACCGUUCAUCUUCAGCUGACAAUUUCACCGGAAGAGAGCGGUCUUUUCCCGUCUUUCCUUCAAAUUCUUCCUCGAGCUUUUCUCGGUGUCCGUGGUUUCUUCUCGUUCCACUUGUCACCGAAUCUUCCAUACUGGCAGUCGCUUCUUCUGCAUGCGCCUAGUCCACGUGCUCUCUCACCUCCGGCGAUUUCUGCUCUGUCGCUCCCUCCAACGACUGCCCUCGCCUUCUCCUACGGUCAGCAGGAUGCCCUGCUCCUCCUCAGAAGACGAGUAAAACUCUUGCUUCGUCUUCAUAUCCCUUCUUCUCUUCUUCUUUCUCUCUCUCCCUCUCUGGCACCACCCACCGUCGAAAAACUGUCUUCUUCUUCCCCUUCUUCCCCUUCUUCCUCCUCUUCCUCUUCUUCUGCUUCCCCUUCCUCUUCUUCUCUCAUGUCUGUUUUAAGUGGUGAGCAGACGCGAGAUGGAUCGAGUCUGGAGUCUCUUCUUCGGCUCGCGGCUCCAUUUGCGUUGAGAGAAUUGCGGAUGCUGCUCGUGAAAGCUGCGCGUCUCCAGAAAGACGCAAAGCCCGCGUCCUGCGGGAAGGAUCUUGGAUCAGGGGAAAAGAGGGGCUCUGGACUCGACGUUUCGCAAAAGAGCGCGAAGCCUGCGGUCGACGUGCCGUGGCUGCUGAACUGCUUCGAUGCACUCCUCGCCUCGCCCCCCGUGGCGCAAGUCCUCCAGCUGUAG
Messenger RNA from Neospora caninum, 10245 nucleotides. RefSeq lists its product as hypothetical. The transcript has 4 exons. The coding region runs from base 1 to 10245 and encodes 3414 amino acids. The record is from RefSeq and is a predicted model, not a curated record. Lineage: Eukaryota; Apicomplexa; Conoidasida; Eucoccidiorida; Sarcocystidae.